Messenger RNA from Aplysia californica (California sea hare), 3554 nucleotides. RefSeq lists its product as uncharacterized. The coding region runs from base 297 to 1910 and encodes 537 amino acids. The transcript has 6 exons. The record is from RefSeq and is a predicted model, not a curated record. Lineage: Eukaryota; Metazoa; Mollusca; Gastropoda; Aplysiida; Aplysiidae.
UUUGCUCGUCUCGCCUGGGCUGGGCUCGUCAAAAUUUUGUUGCAAUGUUUUUCUUUGAGUCGGGGAGGUGUGUGUUGGCUUUGAAUUUGAAUCGCCGACUUGAAGAAAUAAGAGGACCCGCUGUGCUGGAAUUUGAAUGCCAAGCUUAAUUCCAUUGAUGGGUUCGGGAUAAAGCUCACGAGACAGCAGGGAAUUUGCUUUGCGUUUUUGUGCACAGUCUAGAUCUAGAAUCUAGAUUUAUGUCACUGACUGAGUGUUGUCGCAGAUUGUGAUAUUUGCAUCAUAUUAUCAUCACGAUGGAUGGUUUGCCAAGACAAUUUUUGUCUUCUCUGAGAAUAUUGUUUGAUAUCUUGGACGAAAACAGAACUGGGUUUGUUCGUCUUUGUGACAUUGAGAGUAGGUGGAGUGACGAUGGAGUUAGGGGUUUACCUCCUGGUGUAGUUGAUGGCCUGAGAAAAGUUACCCCUCCUAAUGGUUUUCUUAGCUUUGAUCGAUUUGUUGCUGGUUUGAAACUUGUUCUCGCCACCAAGCGAAAAGAGAGUAACGAAUUCAACAUCGAGGGCCGCAAACCAUUUGUUUCUAAAGAAAAUCGAUUACAUUCCUUUGAUAACCAGAGGGAACGAGGUCCUGUGAAACAAGAUGAUAAUAAGAACAAUAGGAUUAAUUCUGAAGUACGGCUUACCAGCAAUAACAAACCCACAAGCAAUGCAAGAGAUCAACGUUCAAUUCAAAAUCACCAGGGUCCAAAUAAUAGCGUCAACACUGUAGGGAGUAGGCCUGCUGAGCGGAGAUAUAAUGAGAGCAGUAAUCGUCAGACAAAUGAGGGUAACAGGAAAUCCCCGCAGUUUCCUUCUGCUCCAAGCUCAGGGGGACCAGUGAAAGCCCGCGAGAACACCUUUAAUGCAUUUGCAAUUAAACCUGAUGUCAGCAGUUACCCGAACACUGUUGGAAGUCAUCUUGGUCCAUCAAGUGGAAACAGUUUCAGGCGCUCAGGCAAUAGUAACUCUGGUGCCGCACAUCAGGAAAAGCCUCCAGCUGUUCCGCCUAGAUCAGACAGAUUGAAGUCCCAAGGCCAAGGAAAUGUCAACAGUAUAAAGAAGUCUCUGUCAGGACCAGAUUUGUAUUCCCGUUCCCCUCCUGCUGUACCACCAAGAGAAAGACAGUCAAAUACAAGGAUCCUGAAUGACCUGAAAAAUUGGCAGAAGGAGUGGACUGAAAGUCGCAAGCCAGGACAGGAUAGUCAUGAGUACAACAUUUAUCGACCUGACAAAAAUUCUGAAGACACCAUAUAUGCGAACAUUCAACAGUUUCAGAACAAGUCAGAAGAACAGCGCAGCACCGCGCCACCCGCCCAGUCUGGUCCCCUAAAAGCAACGGUCCGUAGACACGGCUCAGGGCGGCGACACACUCUGGCUGAUGGCAUUGACCAGAACAUGCUGAAGCGUAUGAAACAACUAGAGGAGGAGACUUCCAUUUUGCGGGCGGGGCUUGCGAUGGUGGACUCGGCCCGAGACUGGUAUAAGAAACAACUUUCUGCAGUGUCCGACAAACAGGCCAUGCUGGGGAAGGUCUCGUAUAAUGACAACUCUGUGGAGGCUUAUCAAGAGAGGAUGAAUUUCCAGAGGGCUCGUAUAGCGGAGGUGAACCAACAUCUACGUCUGUUGGUGGAAAGUUCUGAGAAGGGUUUCCCACUCCACAUGAACCUUGCAGUAUCCACGGGCCGGCCCCCCAAUGCUGACUCUGGGCUCAGAGCUUUGACUGAACACAACCGACGCCUGAUGGAGGAGCUGAGCCAGAACCGUGACCAGAUGGCUCAGUUGGAGCAGGAGAAGGCCAGUCUUGUGAGGGAGCUGUUCGAGUCCCGGGCCAAGCACCAGAUGCCAAACUACGAUGACACAACCUUCAUGUGACCAACCAGGACAGCAUCACCAUGAUCGAGUGACCAGACCAAGUACGACCACACCACGGUCAUUCGACCACCUUCAGUCAUGUGACUAAAAAAACCACACAGCUGCCAUGUGAUCAAAUUACGACCACAUCACUGUCUCAUGUGAUCGUACCAACCACAACCAUGCAUUGAACUUGUGACCACACCAACCACAACCAUGCAUUGGUCAUGUGACUGCCCCACUGUUACAUACAUGGCCAUACCAACUGCGACCACCUUAUGGUCAUGUGAUGAUGAAACUGACAAAAUGCAGACAUGGGUGUUGAACAUGCUACUUUUUCCUGCUGUUGAAUGUACCUUUUUCCUAGGAUGUUAAACAUGUAACAUCCCCAGCUGUUGAACAUGUCACUUUCCCCAUCUUAGUUGCUUUCCCCAUCUCUGUUGAACAUAUCUUUUUCCCAGGCUUUUAACACUGUUCCUCCACAUAGAGAUAUAAGGAAAAACCCUUCCCUCCACAUACCAAUGGGAGGGUUUGCAGGGAAAAUAGGGUAGGUCAGCAAAAUGUCAUUUCUCUGUAACCCCAGUGUAUAUCGCGUUCAAUUUUUUUUUACUGAGCCAAAAAAAGUGAAUGGUCAAUUGGAUGCCACAAAUAUUUUUUUCCGUGAUUACAUAAUCAAGUCCGCCUUUUGAAUAAUGAGCUAAAGAGAAAAGAGGGAAAAAAUUGCAUUUCGGAACCUAUAACAAUGGACUAUACCAACAACAUACACUUUAUAACAUUAUAUUAAGUGUGUUUGACGAUUUGUGAGUGAUAUCAACCGCAUAAAAUAAAGUGUUUAUGCAUUGCAAGUGUGUCAGAAGAAAUUAGAAAAUGGCACCAGACCAGGCUAUUCGGAGCUUAUUUCAGGAAAAUUAGGGUGGUCACCUAAAUGUAAUUUUCUCGGUGACGCCAACAGAUAUCGUGUUCAAAUUUUUUUCAACGCUAAAAUAUUGAAUUAUCAAUUAGAUUCCGCAAAAUAGACUCGGUUUGAUUAUGUAAUCAAGUCGGCCAUUUUGGAGAAGAAAAAAGUGUACAAAAUCAAAAUAAUACCCUUUACAACAUGGUAAGAGUGUAUUUGACCAUCUGUGAAUGAUAUGAACCUGAUAACAUGAAAUAUAUAGACAUUUCAAGAGUGCAAGAAGAAAAUAAUAAAAGGCACUGGAGCAGCCAAAAUCGGAGGUAUUUUCGGAUCACACAGGUGGGUCAGCACAAGUCAUAUUUUCUAAAUAACCAAUGUCAUGAGUGUUUUGAAAUUGAACAUACUUUGAAAAUACUGUAAUCUGUGGUGGGAAAAUUUACUUUUGACUAAUGCUAGUUGUAAAUGUGUGGUGUUUGCGUUUGAUAAUUGUCUAAAAAAUAACACAAAUAUGUCCUGACUGUGACGGAACAAAAUAUCAAGGUUAGUAAUACUCACAACAUUGAACAAAAAUAUUAGUAAUGAAGUUUGAAGUAAAGGAUCAACUCGCCCACUGAAGUCUUGAAGAUUUUCAGGUAAGUUAUCCGCCGUAAAGAAUUUCACGUACAUCCGCAGAGAAUUUCACGUACAUCCGCAGAGAAGUUCACACAACCCAACGCACAUUUGAAAAACAUUUCAGAAGGCCUAACACAAUUGGGCUGAGGAAAAAAAAA